AUGACGAGAGAAAAUGGCUGUGAGGUUGUUGUGAAUGUUAAUCGAUGGGUGGCGAUUGGUGUUGGUGGUUGUGCGUGGAGGAGCAAUGAGGAAGUUGUAAGGGAGACGAUGGCAGGUACUUGUUGCGUGUUGGUGGUAGAAAUGAAAGCAACAGGGAUUAAAGGGAGGCAGAGGUUGUUGCAUUGGCAGAGAGAGCUGCGCUACAAGUUGCCCCAGCUUCACUUUGUUUGGAAAAGAAAAACCUCCCCGUUGAAUAUCACUCACCGCCUCUCUAUCUCCUGCUCAAAUAUCUCAGAUCUACUCUCUUCUCAUCGGAAUUAUCUUGUUCGUCAUAUCAAUGGGUUUCACAUCUUAUACCUUAUAGGUCUCGUGAAAGCCUUGAGGUUUGGGGACUUAACGAAGGAAUGGCUUACUGGGUUUGGAUUUGUAAGCAUCAGUGGUCUCGCUCUCAGCGGAUACAACGCACAUUUGGGAUGGCCAUAUUAUGCAUGCUUGACUGCUGCAUCUGGGCAGAUGGCAUGGCAGAUUUAUGGAGCUGACUUGUCAAAUCGUGCUGAUUGCAAUAGAAAGUUGGCCAGAAUACCACCAUUUCUCUUGGUAGGCGUUGCAAAAAUCUCGAGUUCUUAGAUCUUUCAUGGUGUCGCCUCCUUACAGACGAGGUACUAGGAUUAAUUGCUGACAGCUGCUGGUCUCUCAGGUUGCUCAAAUUUUUUGGUUGCACACAGGUCGUCCAACGUGAUAAGGUGCAAAAGCCGCAUGAAGGCCAAGACAGUUGAGCUUCACAUCGAUCAUCUAUAUUUAGUAUAUAUAGUACAUCCUAGCUAGUUAGUUUUUCUAGGUUUUAGUUUUAAUUUCUUGGGUUUGAUUUAUGAUGUUGUUUUGGACUGUUUGGUUAUGAUUUUGGUUAGUGACAUAGAUGCGUGUAUGUUUGAUUCUGGUUGGUAACAUAUGUGUACGUACUAUGAAUUUUAACUACUUAAGUUUUUGUAAGUUAAUUUUAUUGUUAA
Molecule: messenger RNA, 1007 nt
Organism: Spinacia oleracea (spinach)
Lineage: Eukaryota; Viridiplantae; Streptophyta; Magnoliopsida; Caryophyllales; Amaranthaceae
Exons: 8
Coding region: 1-627 (208 amino acids)
Biological process (GO): ubiquinone biosynthetic process
Cellular component (GO): mitochondrial inner membrane
Molecular function (GO): 4-hydroxybenzoate polyprenyltransferase activity
Source: RefSeq, a predicted model, not a curated record